Messenger RNA from Neoarius graeffei (lesser salmon catfish), 2819 nucleotides. Its product is annotated as zinc finger protein 271-like. The transcript is spliced from 6 exons. Lineage: Eukaryota; Metazoa; Chordata; Actinopteri; Siluriformes; Ariidae. Gene Ontology annotation, molecular function: histone methyltransferase activity; RNA polymerase II cis-regulatory region sequence-specific DNA binding; DNA-binding transcription repressor activity, RNA polymerase II-specific. The coding region runs from base 117 to 2732 and encodes 871 amino acids. Gene Ontology annotation, biological process: negative regulation of transcription by RNA polymerase II. The record is from RefSeq and is a predicted model, not a curated record.
CUGGAGAAGAAAAAACCGCUGCUCGCCUGAACAGCUUUAGCCCCUCGAGUUAUAAAAAUAAAAGCACGUUAUUGUGUCUGGCUCUGAGGAUUUAAAACCCUGAGCUGUGUGAAGACAUGAACACAGAGACAUCCAAAGAUGGAGGGACGUCAGAAGUCCGUGUGAAGAAAGAGGAGACGCUGGAGCUGAAUAUCUCCAACCAUGGAGACGACCUCGACAACCCACCUGAAUGUCUUUCCAUUAACAUGGAAGAUCAUGACAAUAAAGGCUACCUCUACUGUGAAGUUUGCAAAUCCUUCUUCAACAAAUGUGAGGUUCAUGGACUGCCCCUCUUCAUCUCAGAUACUCCUGUUCCCAUGGGAGUCUCUGACCGAGCCAGACAAACUCUUCCUCCUGGGCUAGAAAUCAAGAAGUCCAGUAUUCCUGACGCAGGCCCGGGAGUGUUUAAUAAGGGGGAGACGAUUCCAGUAGGUGCACACUUUGGACCCGACCAGGGAGAGCUGGCAAACCGAGAGGAAGCCAGGAAAAGUGGAGACUCCUGGGUUAUAUACAGGAGCAUGCAGUGUGAAAAAUACAUCGACACCAAAAGAGAGAUGCAUGUGAAUUGGAUGAGGUAUGUGAAUUGUGCCCAUAAUAAUAAAGAACAGAAUCUUGUGGCAUUUCAGUAUCGAGGGGGAAUUCUGUAUCGUUGCUGUCGACCCAUUAACCCAGGACAGGAGCUCUUGGUGUGGUAUGAAGAGGAGGGCACCAAAGAACUCAGUCCUGCACCUACAGGAACAACCAGACAGAAAGAAGUAAAGAACACUUUGCUGCAAGUCUUUUCCUGCUCCACAUGUCCUCGUUCCUGUGCAUCUCAAAUUGACCUUGACCAGCACAUCCAGAGAUGCCACGAUGAAGAGUCUGUGAGACUUCAGGAAUCAAGAGAGAUUAAAUAUGAACUUCAGAUCCCCUCCAAAUGCUCCAGUAGUCAGCCAACAUCAACUGAUACUUUCAGUUCUGACACUUCUCAUAAUGAUGUAGAGAAGGAAAUUCACCACAGCUCAGACUGUGGAAAAAGUUUUGGUCAUCAGAAUGCACUCAAAUGGAACCAGUGCAGUCACAAAGGAGUAAAGCCACAUGACUACUCACAGUGUGGGAAGAGUUUUACUGAACAGAGUGCUCUCCAACGACACCAGCGCAUUCACACAGGAGAGAAGCCGUAUCACUGCUCACAGUGUGGGAAGAGUUUUACUCGUCAGAGUCAUCUCCAACAACACCAGCGCAUUCACACAGGAGAGAAGCCGUAUCACUGCUCACAGUGUGGGAAGAGUUUUACUGAACAGAGUGCUCUCCAACGACACCAGCGCAUUCACACAGGAGAGAAGCCGUAUCACUGCUCACAGUGUGGGAAGAGUUUUACUCGUCAGAGUCAUCUCCAACAACACCAGCGCAUUCACACAGGAGAGAAGCCGUAUCACUGCUCACAGUGUAGGAAGAGUUUUACUCGUCAGAGUGCUCUCCAAAUACACCAGCACAUUCACACAGGAGAGAAGCCGUAUCACUGCUCACAGUGUGGAAAGAGUUUUACUGAACAGAGUGCUCUCCAACGACACCAGCGCAUUCACACAGGAGAGAAGCCGUAUCACUGCUCACAGUGUGGGAAGAGUUUUACUCGUCAGAGUCAUCUCCAACAACACCAGCGCAUUCACACAGGAGAGAAGCCGUAUCACUGCUCACAGUGUAGGAAGAGUUUUACUCGUCAGAGUGCUCUCCAAAUACACCAGCACAUUCACACAGGAGAGAAGCCGUAUCACUGCUCACAGUGUGGAAAGAGUUUUACUUGUCAGAGUCAUCUCCAAACACACCAGAGCAUUCACACAGGAGAGAAGCCGUAUCACUGCUCACAGUGUGGAAAGAGUUUUACUCAGCAGAGUGCUCUCCAACAACACCAGCGCAUUCACACAGGGGAGAAGCCGUAUCACUGCUCACAGUGUGGAAAGAGUUUUACUCGUCAGAGUGCUCUCCAACGACACCAGCGCAUUCACACAGGAGUGAAGCCAUAUCUCUGCUCACAGUGUGGGAAGAGUUUUACUCAGCAGAGUCAUCUCCAAACACACCAGCGCAUUCACACAGGAGAGAAGCCGUAUCUCUGCUCACAGUGUGGGAAGAGUUUUACUCAUCGGAGUAAUCUCCAGCAACACCAGAGCAUUCACACAGGAGAGAAGCCGUAUCGCUGCUCACAGUGUGGGAAGAGUUUUACUUAUCGGAGUAAUCUCCAACAACACCAGAGCAUUCACACAGGAGAGAAGCCGUAUCACUGCUCACAGUGUGGGAAGAGUUUUACUCAGCAGAGUAAUCUCCAACAACACCAGCGCAUUCACACAGGAGAGAAGCCGUAUCACUGCUCACAGUGUGGGAAGAGUUUUACUCAUCGAAGUACUCUCCAAACACACCAGAGCAUUCACACAGGAGAGAAGCCGCAUCACUGCUCACAGUGUGGGAAGAGUUUUACUCAUCAGAGUGCUCUCCGACGACACCAGCGUAUUCACACAGGAGAGAAGCCGCAUCACUGCUCACAGUGUGGAAAGAGUUUUACUCAGCAGAGUAAUCUCCAACAACACCAGCGCAUUCACACAGGACAGAAGCCGUAUCACUGCUCACAGUGUGGGAAGAGUUUUACUUAUUCAGUUACAUUUAAAACCCACAAGUGCAAUAACUCCGAGACACUGCAUGAUUUAAAGUUGUCAAAUUAAAUUUGUUUUUUAUUCAUGCUUUUGCUGAAAAUGUCCUGUACUUUGAUCCCAAUUGUUCAUAUUAAAGGACUACAUAUUUUAAAACAA